AGCGAUUGAUGGCGUAAUAAAACUAAAACAACGCAUGCAACGAGUUAGCCUGCUGAACUUUGAUAGCUUGCAAACGAAAUUACCAUCCCGAAUUUAGAAACAACGCUCGGUACUGUAAUAAUGUCGGUUUUGCUAUCUAUUCUGGCAGUAGGGAUUGCGUUGUAUUUGAUACUUUAUUACAAUGUGAUCAGAGGGUCAAGAUGCAUGAGCUCUGUGACACUAAAAGGGAAGACUGCUAUUGUAACAGGUUAGUUAGGCAACUUUUGUUGCCUUGCUAUGUGAUGGGGACUGUUUUAGUGUGCUCACGUUUCAAGUGCGUUCAUGCUGAAGACCUUUACAUUCAAAUGUGUUUUGUUGUUCCCUAGGAAGCAACACUGGUAUUGGAAAGGCUACUGCUUUGGAUUUGGCCAAGAGAGGUGCCAGGGUCAUCCUCGCCUGCCGCAGCAAACCGAAAGCUGAGGCUGCCGUCUAUGAUAUCAGAAGGGUAAGAGGGCCUUAUUUAGAAUAUAAAUAAUCUAAAUAUAAGGUUGUGGAGUCGGCAUCCCAAUACAUACUGAUCAGGGAUUUGUUUAACCUGUCUGAAAAUGUAUGGUGUUGGAAAUCCACUGUUUGAUUCCUCUGUUCUAUAGGACAGUGGAAGCAAUGAGGUAGUGUUCAUGCAGCUGGAUCUGGGGAGUCUGAAGUCUGUUCGCUCCUUUGCUGAAACCUUCCUGAAGACUGAGCCCAGAUUGGACCUGCUCAUUAACAAUGCAGGUAUGGCGGAGAGAGAGAGAGGGAAAGUAAACAAAUACAAUUAUACACUAAUUUGAAGACAGAAAUACUUGGCCAUCAUGUGUUGCCUAACUCCCUGUCUCUGGUCUCACUGUCUGUCACCUUGUUUGCCUAGUCACUUUUACCACUACCUACAUGUACAUACUGUAUUACCUCAAGCCCCUGCACAUUGACACAGUACUGGUACUCUUUGUAAAUAGCCUCGUUAUUGUUAUUUUGUGUUACUAUUUCAUAUAUACACUACCUGUAAAGGGUUUGGAAACAAUUACUCAUUCAAGGGUUUUUCUUUAUUUUUACUAUUUUUUACAUUGUAGAAUAAUAGUGAAGACAUCUCAACUAUGAAAUAACACACAUGGAAUCAUGUAGUAACCAAAAAAGUUUUAAAGAAAUCCAAAUAUAUUUGAGAUUCUUCAAAUAGCCAACCUUUGCCUUGAUGACAGCUUUGCACACUCUUGGCAUUCUCUCAACCAGCUUCAUGAGGUGGUCACCUGGAAUGCAUUUCAAUUAACAGGUGUGCCUUCUUAAAAGUUAAUUUGUGGAAUACUUAAUGCAUUUGAGGCAAUCAGUUGUGUUGUGACAAGGUAGGGGGGUAUACAGAAGAUAGCCCUAUUUGGUAAAAGACCAAGUCCAUAUUAUGGCAAGAACAGCUCAAAUAAGCAAAGAGAAACGACAGUCCAUCAUUACUGACAUGAAGGUCAGUCAAUAUGGAACAUUUCAAGAACUUUGAACGUUUCUUCAAGUGCAAUCGCAAUCACCAUCAAGCACUAUGAUGAAACUGGCUCUCAUGACGACCGCCACAGGAAUGGAAGACCCAGAGUUACCUCUGCUGCAGAGGAUAAGUUCAUUAGAGUUACCAGCCUCAGAAAUUGCACGCCAAAUAAAUCCUUCACAGAGUUCAAGUCACAGACACAUCUCAACAUCAACUGUUCAGAGGAGACUGUGUGAAUCAGGCCUUCAUGGUCGAAUUGCUGCAAAGAAACCACUACUAAAGGACACCAAUAAGAAGAAGAGACUUGCUUGGGCCAAGAAACACGAGCAAUGGACAUUAGACCGGUGGAAAUUUGUCCUUUGGUCUGGAGUCCAAAUUGAAGAUUUUUGGUUCCAAUUGCCGUGUCUUUGUGAGACGCGGUGUGGGUGAACAGAUGAUCUCCGCAUGUGUAGUUUCCACCGUAAAGCUUGGAGGUGUUAUGGUGUGGGGGUGCUUUGCUGCUGUCUGUGAUUUAUUUAGAAUUAAAGGCACACUUAACCAGCAUGGCUACCACAGAAUUCUGCAGCGACUAUGUCAUCGCAUCUGGUUUGGGCUUAGGGGGACUAUCAUUUGUUUUUCAACAGGACAAUGACCCAACUCCCCUCCAGGCUAUGUAAGGGCUAUUUUACCAAGAAGGAGAGUGAUGGAGUGCUGCAUCAGAUGACCUGGCCUCCACAAUCCCCCGACCUCAACCCAAUUGAGAUGGUUUGGGAAGAGUCGGACCGCGGAGUGAAGGAAAAGCAGCCAACAAGUGCUCAGCAUAUGUGGGAACUCCUUCAAGACUGUAUAUUUUGAUUUGUUUAACACUUUUUUGGUUACUACAUGAUUCCAUAUGUGUUAUUUCAUAGUUUUGAUGUCUUCACUAUUAUUCUACAAUGUAGAAAAUAGUUUUAUUUUUUAUUUUUAUUGAAUGAGUAGGUGUUCUAGAACUUUGGACCGGUAGUGUGUGUGUGUAUGUAUGUGUAUAUAUAUGAUAUAUAUAUAUACAUACACACACACACACAGUGGGGAGAACAAGUAUUUGAUACACUGCAGAUUUUGCAGGUUUUCCUACUUACAAAGCAUGUAGAGGUCUGUAAUUUUUAUCAUAGGUACACUUCAACUGUGAGAGACGGAAUCUAAAACAAAAAUCCAGAAAAUCACAUUGUAUGAUUUUUAAGUAAUUAAUUUGCAUUUUAUUGCAUGACAUAAGUAUUUGAUACAUCAGAAAAGCAGAACUUAAUAUUUGGUACAGAAACCUUUCUUUGCAAUUACAGAGAUCAUAUGUUUCCUGUAGGUCUUGACCAGGUUUGGCCACAUUGCAUACAGACCUUCUCCAGAUCCUUCAGGUUUCGGGGCUGUCGCUGGGCAAUACGGACUUUCAGCUCCCUCCAAAGAUUUUCUAUUGGGUUCAGGUCUGGAGACUGGCUAGGCCACUCCAGGACCUUGAGAUGCUUCUUACGGAGCCACUCCUUAGUUGCCCUGGCUGUGUGUUUCGGGUUGUUGUCAUGCUGGAAGACCCAGCCACGACCCAUCUUCAAUGCUCUUACUGAGGGAAGGAGGUUGGUAGCCAAGAUCUCGCGAUACAUGGCCCCAUCCAUCCUCCCCUCAAUACGGUGCAGUCGUCCUGUCCCCUUUGCAGAAAAGCAUCCCCAAAGAAUGAUGUUUCCACCUCCAUGCUUCACGGUUGGGAUGGUGUUCUUGGGGUUGUACUCAUCCUUCUUCUUCCUCCAAACACGGCGAGUGGAGUUUAGACCAAAAAGCUCUAUUUUUGUCUCAUCAGACCACAUGACUUUCUCCCAUUCCUCCUCUGGAUCAUCCAGAUGGUCAUUGGCAAACUUCAGACGGGCCUGGACAUGCGCUGGCUUGAGCAGGGGGACCUUGCGUGUGCUGCAGGAUUUUUAAUCCAUGACGGCGUAGUGUGUUACUAAUGGUUUUCUUUGAGACUGUGGUCCCAGCUCUCUUCAGGUCAUUGACCAGGUCCUGCCGUGUAGUUCUGGGCUGAUCCCUCACCUUCCUCAUGAUCAUUGAUGCCCCACAAGGUGAGAUCUUGCAUGGAACGCCAGACCGAGGGUGAUUGACCGUCAUCUUGAACUUCUUCCAUUUUCUAAUAAUUGCGCCAACAGUUGUUGCCUUCUCACCAAGCUGCUUGCCUGUUGUCCUGUAGCCCAUCCCAGCCUUGUGCAGGUCUACAAUUUUAUCCCUGAUGUCCUUACACAGCUCUCUGGUCUUGGCCAUUGUGGAGAGGUUGGAGUCUGUUUGAUUGAGUGUGUGGACAGGUGUUUUUAUACAGGUAACGAGUUCAAACAGGUGCAGUUAAUACAGGUAAUGAGUGGAGAACAGGAGGGCUUCUUAAAGAAAAACUAACAGGUCUGUGAGAGCCGGAAUUCUUACUGGUUGGUAGGUGAUCAAAUACUUAUGUCAUGCAAUAAAACGCAAAUGAAUUACUUAAAAAUCAUACAAUGUGAUUUUCUGGAUUUUUGUUUUACAUUCUGUCUCUCACAGUUGAAGUGUAUGAUAAAAAUUACAGACCUCUACAUGCUUUGUAAGUAGGAAAACCUGCAAAAUCGUCAGUGUAUCAAAUACUUGUUCUCCCCACUGUGUGUGUGUGUAUGUAUAUGUGUGUAUAUAUAUAUAUAUAUAUAUUUGUUUGUUGUUGUACUUUUACCCCUUUUUCGUGAUAUCCAAUUGGUAGUUACAGUCUUGUCCCAUCGCUGCAACUCCCCUAUGGACUCGGAAGAGGCGAAGGUCGAGAGCCAUGCGUCUUCCGUAACACGACCCUGUGAAGCCGCACUGCUUCUUGACACACUGCUCGCUUAACCUGGAAGCCAGCCAGGAAACACAGUCCAGCUGGCGACCGAAGUCAGCUUGCAGGCGCCUGGCCUGCCACAAGGAGUCGCUAGAGCGCGAUGGGACAAGGAAAUCCCGGCCGGCCAAACCCUCCCCUAUCCCGGACGAUGCUGGGACAAUUGUGCGCUGCCUCAUGGGUCUCCCGGUCACAGCCGGCUGUGACACAGCCUGGGAUCGAACCCGGCUCUGUAGUGACGCCUCAAGCACUGCGAUGCAGUGCCUUAGACCGCUGCGCCACUCGGGAGGCCCUACUAUUUCCUUUUUUAUUUAGAAAAUGUUUUUCUUACUUUUUAGCUCUGCAUUGUUGGGAAUGGGCUCGUAAGUAAGCAUUUCACAGUAAACUCUACGUCUGUUGUAUUCGGCGCGUGUGACCAAUAACAUUUCAUUUGAUUUGUUUCAGGAAUGCUGGGGCCUGGCCACACUGAGGAUGGGUUCGGCAUGGCGUUUGGGGUCAACCACUUAGGUCACUUCCUGUUGACCUGCUUGCUGCUGGACCGGCUAAAGGAGUGUGGUCCGAGUCGUGUUGUCAACGUGUCGGCUUACCUACACCGGCUAGGCUCUGUGGACUUUGCUCUCCUGGGUACCCACAAGGAUCUGGUGCCAGGCCAGUCCACCUGGCAUAACUUCAGGGCCUACUGCCACAGCAAGCUGUGCAACGUGCUCUUCACCCGGGAGCUGGCCAACCGCCUGGAGGGGACAAGCGUCACCACCUACAGCCUCCACCCAGGUCAGUAACUCUCCACCUACAACCUCCACCCAGGUCAGUAGCUCUGGCUUGAGAACCUAGAAGGGAUUCUUCUUACUUUGUUUUACAUUUGAGCUUUUCUAUUAUCUAUAUACAGGCUGUAUGAUGGUUAGUAUGUGUCAAGUGUGUAUUGUAUAGUGUUUAUUUUCUAUACAGCAGUACUGUGUUUGCAAAACAUUGCAGACAAUGUGGUUUAUUCUAUUCCAUCCCAUACUAAACUACAAUUUCUCUCGUGUCCUUUAGGAGUCAUUCACACUGAGUUUGGUCGCAACCUGAAACUAUGGCUGAGGCUCUUUCUAGAGCCCAUCACUAAGCUCUUCUUCAUGGAUACUGAGAGGGGAGCCCAGACCACCCUGCACUGUGCCCUCCAAGAGGGUAUCGAGCCGCUGAGUGGACGCUACUUCUCUUCCUGUGCACUACAGGAGGUAGGUGCCAAGGGGCGGGACGAUGCUUUGGCCAGGAAGCUGUGGGAGGUGAGUGAGAGGCUAUCCGACCUGUCCUGAAAGAGUCUGAUUCUAGCCACGGCAAAGAUUUUGGAAUAUACUGACAAGAUAUUGGACUCUCCACUCUAACAAUGGGAAUCAAUGUCCGUGAAACCGAAUGCAGGCGGGAGGAGGUGGGAGCAGGUCUCUCUCUCUCUCUCUC
This is a messenger RNA of Coregonus sp. 'balchen', 5738 nucleotides long. The record is from the annotation of a GenBank genome assembly. NCBI's taxonomy places the organism in Eukaryota, Metazoa, Chordata, Actinopteri, Salmoniformes, Salmonidae.